Cryptomeria japonica (Japanese cedar) is the source of this 3493-nucleotide messenger RNA. Its product is annotated as LRR receptor-like serine/threonine-protein kinase FLS2. The transcript is spliced from 2 exons. The coding region runs from base 304 to 3309 and encodes 1001 amino acids. The record is from RefSeq and is a predicted model, not a curated record. Gene Ontology annotation, molecular function: protein binding; ATP binding; protein kinase activity. Gene Ontology annotation, cellular component: plasma membrane. NCBI's taxonomy places the organism in Eukaryota, Viridiplantae, Streptophyta, Pinopsida, Cupressales, Cupressaceae. Gene Ontology annotation, biological process: protein phosphorylation; hormone-mediated signaling pathway.
GUUCAAAGAUGGAAUUAUCAAAAAUAAAGUUGAAAAACGUUGUUAAUGGGCUACAACACAAAGUCCACAAGUAAACAAUUCCUACAACAGACAGAAAGGUAUACCGUCUCUCACUCGAGGGGAGAGGGAACAUUAUUCAAAGUCGUCCCGAAUGUUUCUUUCCAAAUGUGCUGACUAAAACUCAGCCUGGAGAGGGUCUUGAAGUUUUGUUCAAGCAAAUAAAGUAGAGGCUAUAAGAGGAGAAGAUAUAUCUUCUUGAGCUGUGCCUUUACAUCGUUUGCCAGUAAUACCAAGUAUAACAAGAUGCAUGCCCUGUUAAGAAUCUGUAUUAUUCUGCUUCUUUUUCUACGGCCCUGUAGAUGCACAAUGACUGAUGAGGAAAGUCUUAUAGAUUUCAAGAAUUCCAUCAUUCCCGAUCCUCUAAAUUUAUUUGCCAGUUGGGUCCCUACUAUUCACUUUUGUAACUGGACUGGAGUUACUUGUGAUCCAACAAGAAACAGAGUGCAAUUGCUUAAGUUGGCAGAUAUGCAAUUAGGGGGUUCCAUCUCCCCUUCAAUUGGUAAUCUUUCAUUCCUCACGCAACUUGAUCUUCACAACAACACUCUUGCAGGCCGAAUUCCACAAGAAAUAGGGAGACUUCAAGGCCUAAAGGUUCUUUUUCUUUCAAUCAAUCGAUUAGAAGGCUCCAUUCCAAAAAAUUUGACUUCAUGCAAGGACUUACAAGUAUUGUUACUGGCUAAGAAUCAAUUUACUGGAGCGAUUCCUGGAGAGUUGAGUCUGCUUAAAAAUCUCCAAGUCCUUAUGCUUGGCUCCAAUAAUCUUUCUGGUAACAUCCCUCCUUCCUUAGGAAAUCUCUCUUACCUAGAAACAUUGUAUAUGGGAGAUCUCGACCUUGAAGGUCAGAUUCCACCUGAAUUGGGAAUGCUCUCUAGCUUGACUUCCUUUCUUCUAUUUGAGAAUCCCCGUUUAAAAGGCCUUAUUCCCUCGUCAAUCUCAAAUAUAUCAGGCUUAGUAGAGUUGGCCCUUUACGGAAACCAGUUGACCGGUCCCAUCCCACCAGAAUUGGGCAGGCUCUCUCGCGCUGAAGUUGUACUUUUAUGGGGCAAUCAGCUGAGAGGUAGUAUUCCAGCCACAUUUGCCAAUUGUACACAUCUGCGUAAGCUUGAUUUGGAGGAAAAUCGUCUCAGUGGAGCAGCACCAUCGGAUCUGGGGAGGCUUCCAAAUCUUCAAAGGCUGAGUUUGUCAUCCAAUCAACUUGUUAGCGGCAUUUCUCUGACCAUCCCCAUACUUGCAGCUCUGCACAAUUGCACCAAGCUGAAUAUUCUAUUGAUUAGUGACAAUUAUUUGAGUGGAUACUUGCCAGAGCAGCUUCCGACAAAUCUCUCUUCGUUAUCAGUAGAUGGUAAUAGAAUCACAGGAAGGAUACCUUCAUCUUUUGCCAACCUAACCAAUUUGAGGGACCUUUAUAUGUCUUCCAAUCUCCUUACAGGCCGCAUUCCAUCCUCUCUGAGAAGCCUUCGUAACCUGCAAAGACUUUUUCUGGACAGCAACAAGCUAAAAGGAAGCAUACCCCGUGAGAUUGGCGAAAUGAAAAGCCUUGGGGAGUUAUCAGCCAGCCAUAAUAUGCUUAGCGGACAGAUACCUGAUACAAUUGGUCGACUUCAACAGUUAACACAUCUUGUGCUUAACAACAACCUACUAUCAGGGAAAGUACCUAAAAGUUUGGGAAAAUGUUACAAUUUGCAAUUGCUAGACCUCUCCAACAAUCAGUUGAGAGGACGCAUACCUAGUGAAGUGGCAAGUCUUCCUAAUUUACAGUUUUAUCUCAAUUUGUCCAGAAACUCGUUGCAAGGAUCUCUACCUCCAGGAAUUGGAAAGAUGAUUCAUGUUCAAGCUAUUGAUGUUUCAGCUAACAGGUUAGAAGGUCACAUUCCAGCUACUCUUGAAAGCUGUGAAGAACUUGGAUAUCUGAGUCUUUCUUCGAAUGAAUUGGAAGGCCCAAUACCAGAUUCUCUAAGGCGAUUAAAAAGUCUUGUGAGUAUGGAUCUGUCUUCUAACAACCUCUCAGGUUUGAUCCCUGUUUCUCUAAAGUCGCUGAAUAUGCUCCAGUAUUUGAAUUUAUCUUUCAAUAACCUCAGUGGAGAGGUACCAAAAGAAGGCAUGUUUAAAAAUUUGACAGCUGCAUCAUUUAUGGGAAAUAUGUUUCUCUGUGGAGAGUGGAUCCAGUUACCUCCAUGCCCUGGGGUUCACAAUACUCAGCUUAAAGACCACAGCAGCAGAAUUAGAAUUUUUGCACCACUUGCUGGAACCAUAACCUUCCUAUUAGUUUGUUUAUUGAUCGUGGGACUCAUUUACAGGAGGCGCAAGGUCAAGUCUAAUGUUCAGAAUGACAUGUUGCCUCUGGAGCUCAUAAAGGACAAGGGGGUUUCCUAUCAAGAAAUCUUUAAAGCAACAGAUGGAUUUAACCAGGAAAAAUUGUUGGGGACUGGAAGCUUUGGCUCAGUGUACAAAGGUAUUAUGGAUGAUGGUACAGUGGCUGCUUUCAAGCGCCUGAAUUUACAAAAUGAGGAAGCCAACAAGAGCUUCAUGAGGGAAUUCGAAGUGUUGGCAAAAGUUAGGCAUAGGAAUCUUGUAAAAAUCAAAUCCUUCUGCUUAGAAUUUGGACACAGAAUAUUGGUUCUAGAGUUCAUGUCCAAAGGAAAUCUGGAGACACUGCUGCAUUCCAAUGGUAACUCAUUGACCUUCAUUGAGAUAUUGAACAUAGCAAUUGAUGUUAUCCAUGGGUUAGAGUAUUUGCACCAUGACUGUUUUCUGGAGUUUGCACACUGUGAUAUAAAACCAAGUAAUGUUCUUAUGAACGAGGACAUGACAGCACAUGUAGCAGAUUUUGGCAUUGCCCGGAUAGUUAACGGGUCAGACAGUAGUACUUCCACUAUAACUCUGAAGGGAUCCAUAGGCUACAUUGCACCAGAGUACGGAAUUGGUGGGAAGGUAUCCACGAGGGGUGAUAUUUACAGUUAUGGUAUUAUGUUGUUGGAGAUGUUAACUGGAAAGAGUCCAACCAACCAUAUGUUUGUGGGAGGAUUGGAGCUCCACAAGUGGGUAAGCAUGCAUUUUAACAACAAUUUGGAGGAGAUUAUUGACAUGAGAAUGAUGGAAGAUACAGGACAACACGAAAUAAAUCAAUGCCUUAUUCCAUUUUUACUUAUUGGGUUGGAGUGUUCAAAAGAGUCCCCCAACGAAAGACCUACGGCUAGAGAGGUCGCACGAGUAUUGGAAACUAUUAAGAAGAGACUUUUUAAGGCCUGAAAAAGUUUUAUAUUAUGUAAUAAAGUCAUUUUAGUUAUGUAAUAAUGUUAUUAUUAAUUAAAAUGUUUAGUUAGUGGUAUAUUAGUUGGGGUGGGUGUAAUGAAAUCCUUUUAGUAUGGAGGAUUCUAACAAUUAUGUUAAUUAUAUUUGUUAUAAUAAAGGAAUUCUAAUGACUUACAUGUUA